This is a messenger RNA of Helianthus annuus (common sunflower), 1746 nucleotides long. Its product is annotated as aldehyde oxidase GLOX. NCBI's taxonomy places the organism in Eukaryota, Viridiplantae, Streptophyta, Magnoliopsida, Asterales, Asteraceae. The transcript has a single exon. The record is from RefSeq and is a predicted model, not a curated record. Bases 31 to 1671 code for a protein of 546 amino acids.
UUCUUUCUAUAUCGUCUAUAUCGUUAACCCAUGGAUAUACGGGCCACAUGUAGGUCACUCGAGUGCGUUGUACUUGUUCUUUUAUUAUUCGGUCGAGUUGUUUGCGUAAGGAGUCAAUGGAAGUGGAACACUCUAUUGAAUAACACGGGUGUUGUCGCUAUGCACAUGGCGGUCACCCACGACAACAAAGUUAUCAUAUUCGAUCAAACCGAUGCGGGUCCGUCUCAUUACCGGCUCCGUAAUUGUAAAACUCGUUGGUCGGGGGAUUCGUCAUGUUACGCACACUCUGUAGAGUAUAGUAUUAUGAGGAACAAAGUUCGGGCUCUACAUCUUGAAACCGAUACAUGGUGCUCAUCGGGCUCGUUCUUGAGCAACGGAAGCCUCCUUCAAGCGGGCGGUAAUGGGUUGGGUUCGAGGAGAGUCCGGUAUUAUAUGCCGUGUGCUAAUAGCCGAUGUGAUUGGUUGGAAUUUAGGAACCAGUUGUCGGUUAGACGAUGGUAUUCUUCUAGUCUAUAUCUCCCACAGGAAAACGGCGUUAUAGUUGUCGGGGGACGAUCGGAGUUCAGCUACGAGUUCGUCCCAAAGUCCUCGGGCUCGAGUGACCCAUACGAACUCCCGUUUUUGCACCGUACGUACGAAAGGCACUCAAAAGGGAACAAUCUGUACCCUUUCUUACACUUGUCAACCGAUGGACAUUUGUUCAUUUUCGCCAACCGGGAUUCGAUUCUUUUCGAUUAUAAACAACGGAAAGUAGUGAAGACGUUUCCGACGAUUCCGGGAAACGGGGGCCGAAGUUACCCGAGCUCUGGAUCUUCGGUAAUCCUUCCUUUAGACCACAAAGACAAUUUCACUAAAGUUGAAGUCAUGGUUUGUGGGGGUGCGGCCCGGGGAUCUUAUCGUGCGGCUCAGCGCGGCAUAUACCUGACCGCUUUAAGAUCGUGUGGGAGAAUGGUCAUCACCGGAAACCACCACCGUUGGCAGAUGGAAGACAUGCCCGGACCAAGGGUCAUGGGCGACAUGUUAACGUUACCAACCGGGGACAUUCUAAUCAUCAACGGUGCAAAACGGGGUUGCGCGGGAUGGGAGAGUGCAUCACAUCCCUCUUUCAAACCGUAUCUUUACCGACCGAACCGCAAUGCCAGCCAACGGUUCGAGGUUCUAAGGUCCACUAAAAUAGCCCGUUUGUACCAUUCAUCCGCGGUGUUAUUACCCGACGGUCGGAUCUUGGUAGCCGGUGGAAACCCGAAUAACGAGUACAUUUCAUACGGGGUGGCUCACCCGACCGAGCUAAGGCUACAAGCCUUAGUCCCGGAUUACAUGAACACCCGGUUCGACCAUCUUCGGCCCAAAAACUUGACCAUCACGUACCCGCAAGAUCCAACCGGGGUAGCAAACGGGAACACAUUCGGUGUUACUUUUCGGCUCGAGGCGAGAUUGAUCAGUAACAUAAGCGUAGUGGCGUAUGCACCGCCGUUUACCACACACUCGUUAUCGAUGAAUCAACGAAUGGUGAGACUCGAGUGUUUGAGCAUGGAUACGGAUGGUGUUGGUGAUGUGGUGGCGACGGUGGUGGCUCCGCCUUCGAUAUACGUGGCGCCACCGGGUUACUAUAUGUUAACGGUGGUUAAUGGUGGGAUUCCAAGUAGAUCAGUGUGGUUUAGGAUCAUGUAGAUUGUAGGUAAAAUGUUGCUAACUUGUUACCAAAACGAAGGAGUUUUUAUGAUCAUGUUAAAUAUUAGCAUUGUA